AUGCAACGGGUGCACGACCAUCUGCUUUUAGAAGAGGAGUAUGUGGAGAACAUGGAGCGUCUGCGCAAGGGCAAGGCGCAGGCCGCACAGGGUCCCGCAACCCAGGGUGACUUGGAUAUCAUGGACCGAAAUGCCGAUGAGAGAAGCCGGGUCGAUGACAUGAGAGGCAGCCCGAUGGGAGUUGGAAACUUGGAAGAGUUGAUCGAUGACGACCACGCGAUUGUCUCGAGUGCAACUGGCCCAGAGUACUACGUUUCCAUCAUGUCUUUCGUUGACAAGGAUCUACUUGAGCCUGGUGCUAGCAUCCUGCUGCAUCACAAGUCGGUUUCUGUUGUUGGUGUAUUGACUGAAGAAGCCGACCCUCUCGUAUCAGUAAUGAAGCUCGAUAAGGCCCCCACCGAUUCUUACGCCGAUAUUGGUGGUCUCGAGUCGCAGAUUCAAGAAGUUCGAGAGUCGGUGGAGCUGCCAUUACUCCACCCGGAGCUGUACGAGGAGAUGGGUAUCAAGCCACCCAAGGGUGUCAUUCUCUACGGUGCUCCUGGUACCGGAAAGACUCUUCUUGCCAAGGCUGUUGCCAACCAGACCAGCGCUACAUUCCUCCGCAUUGUUGGCAGUGAAUUGAUCCAGAAGUACCUUGGAGAUGGUCCUCGACUUGUUCGCCAGAUUUUCUCGGUUGCUGCCGAGCACGCUCCUUCGAUUGUUUUCAUUGACGAAAUUGAUGCUAUCGGAACUAAGCGAUACGAGUCCCAAUCUGGUGGUGAGCGAGAAAUUCAGCGUACCAUGCUUGAGCUUCUCAACCAGCUCGAUGGAUUCGAUGACCGUGGAGAUGUGAAGGUCGUCAUGGCUACGAACAAGAUUGAGACUCUGGAUCCUGCCCUGAUCCGUCCUGGUCGUAUUGACCGAAAGAUUCUCUUCGAGAACCCAGACCGUAAUGACGAUGUUGACCUGGAUGAGUUUAUCAACCAGAAGGAUGAUCUCUCCGGUGCCGAUAUCAGAGCCAUUUGUACCGAAGCCGGUCUGAUGGCGCUGAGAGAGCGUCGGAUGAGGGUGCAAAUGGAUGAUUUCCGGUCUGCCCGAGAGCGUAUCAUGAAGACAAAGCAGGACGGAGGCCCUGUAGAGGGAUUGUACUUUGACAUCAUGUCAGUUAUAUGCAAACAAUGCAAACAUCACAAACACCGCAAACUUGAACUUCAUUAUCUCCCCAAGACUUUCGUAUCAGCUCGCGAUAGCAACUUCACAUCGCACUAUUUGAUCACAAUGGAUGGUUUCGACGAGGAAGCUUUCAAGAAGUUCUUCCCCACCAGCUUCGGCAAGCAAGAGAAGUCUGCCGAUGUGAGCGCCCAGAUUAACCGCACCAAGCGGUCCGAAGUCUCUGUCAAGCCGUCUGAUGAUGAGGACGACGAUGAGGACGAAUUCCCUGUUUCACAUGAGCUGGUUCUCAAAACCCAUGAACGCGCCGUGACAACCAUGACCGUGGACCCAGCAGGGUCGCGCUUGAUUACAGGAUCGACUGAUUGCUCCUUGAAGCUACAUGACUUUGCGUCCAUGACUCCGUCGACGGUGCGCGCAUUUAAAUCCGUGGAUCCUUCGUUCAAGAAACAAUCCGCCGCGCAGGAAACGCACGCUGUACAUUACGCCGCAUUCAAUCCCCUAUCUCCAAGCCAUGUUCUGGUCGUCCCCGCUACGCCACAGCCCCGGGUUAUAAGUCGCGAUGGUGAGACGCUUGUCGAAUUCGUGAAAGGCGAUAUGUAUCUGAGAGACUUGCACAACACAAAGGGCCAUGUCUCGGAGGUAACCUCGGCCGCCUGGCACCCAACCGACUACAACUUGUGUGUUACUGCUGGAACGGAUAGUACAGUGCGCAUAUGGGAUGCAAAUGUUGGAAGGUCACAGAAGGAGGUUAUAGUCCACAAGUCGAGGGUUGCUGGGUCCGCUGGCCGGAGCAAGAUGACCGCUGUGGCGUGGGGUUCUCCCAAGCAGGGCGGAUCUAACAUCCUCGUCGCCGCUGCUCUCGAUGGAAGCUUGUUGAUGUGGGGUGGAGAUGGGCCACAUACUCGACCCAGCGGUGAGAUCCGGGACGCGCAUACUCGAGAUACCUGGACAAGCGGUUUAGAUGUGAGCUCCGAUGGAAGGCUUGUAAUUUCCAAGGGUGGGGAUGAUACCAUCAAGCUCUGGGAUACGAGGAAGUUCAAACAACCGAUUACAACCGUCUCCCACCCCUCAAUCUCAGACCGUUACCCUACGUCAAAUAUCAUCUUCUCGCCAACAUCGGCGAAUGUCAUCACGGGCUCGGAAACCGGCCAUCUGCACAUCUUGAACCCAGCUACCUUAAGACCAGAGCUAGUCACCCCCGUCACGCCUGGCUCGCCACUCAUCACUGUGCUAUGGCACGAGAAGCUCAACCAGAUUCUCACUGGCUCUGCCAAUGCCGAAACACACGUUCUCUACAACCCAACCAUGUCCACCAAGGGUGCUGCUAUGGUCAUGUCAAAGGCCCCCAAGCGCCGUCACGUCGACGAUGACCCGAACCUCACCAUGGAUCUUUCCCAAGGUAUCUCUGGAGAAAACGUUGUGGUUGGUUCCAACGGCGUCCCUCAUUACAGCUCGUCUACUUGGUCCGCCAGGCACCCGACCAUUGGUCUUACAGCUUCGGGUCGUCCAAGAGAUCCCCGAAGACCUCACCUCCCACUAACAACACCGUUCGCCAAGUCACAACCUGAUGAGAAGCAUAUUCGGGAGAAUAUCCCACUCAGUUCAAUGCGUGAUGAAGAUCCGCGUGAGGCAUUGCUGAAAUAUGCCGAGAAGGCUGAAAAGGACCCGAUUUUCACCAAUGCAUGGAAAGAAACACAACCAAAAACUAUUUAUAGAGAGUUGAGUGACGAUGAGGAGGAACCUGAGAAGAAAAAGGCUAGGCGGUAG
Messenger RNA from Aspergillus wentii DTO 134E9, 2919 nucleotides. RefSeq lists its product as uncharacterized. Gene Ontology annotation, molecular function: ATP binding; ATP hydrolysis activity; protein binding. The record is from RefSeq and is a predicted model, not a curated record. Gene Ontology annotation, cellular component: nucleus; site of double-strand break. The transcript is spliced from 4 exons. Bases 1 to 2919 code for a protein of 972 amino acids. Lineage: Eukaryota; Fungi; Ascomycota; Eurotiomycetes; Eurotiales; Aspergillaceae. Gene Ontology annotation, biological process: regulation of DNA double-strand break processing.